CCUUACUGGGCAUGCGCAGUAGAUCCUGGCAACCGACCCAAACAUCCAACAUGGCGGCAACUCAAACAGAUUUGAGCACGAUUUAGAGCAAAUUUUUACUUUCAAGAUCUUUAAAAGUACACCACAGGACUGAAAUAUGCCCCCGAAGAGAGCUAAGAGUGGGGGUGGGUCCGCUGGACUGGCAAAAUGGGAGCAGGCCCUCUUGGAAGCCCAGUUUGAAGAGGAAGAAUGGAAGCCAAACGUUACGCUUGUUGUGGGAAACAAGAUGGAGGACUAUCGACACGUGGACGCCCUCCACGCGGUCGUGGCUAUCCCUCAGCGGAAACUCUACAGUACCGUCUCCAAGGCUGACCUCUUUGAACAGGUAAAGGAACUUGGCAAUCCAAAGGCCAAGAAGGGAAAGGAGACCCCACAGUUCUAUGAGAUCUGUGAGUCAGUGAAGCCCAUGUUAGAUGAAGGUCUGGAGGUGCCCAUACUGGUCCUGGCCAAACUACUCAAGUUCAAGCUGCUAGACAUCAAGGCCAACGACCUCAAGAGGCGAGAGGCUGAGAAAAAGGCUGCAGAAGACAAGGCCAAGGGUAAGACGCCAGGUAAGGAUGGGAAGAGGCCCCGGAGUAAGUCUCCUGCCAAAGGGAAGGGGAAGAAGACCCCAGAACCUCCCGCCGUCAAGAAGGACACCAAGCUGAAAAGGAGAGGGGAGGAAGAUGAGGAGAACAAAUACAUAGAUGAUGAGCCAGAUGACGGCCCGCAGCACUACGUGUUAGUGCACGGUUUCCACCAGCCACAGCUGGUCAUGGCGCUGGCAGACGUUGGAGUCAACGUGGACAGUCUCCUCAAAAUCACAUCCGAGGACUAUACCAUCUUCCAAACCCCUGAGUCAGGGGCAGGGGAGGCCUCACCAAGGGAGGAGCAGAAAAAAGAUGAACAGGUGGAUCCUGCAGCAGGUGCACAGGAAGCGCAACAAGACCUGGAGAGGCAGCAGCAGCAGAAGGCGGAGGAGGAGCUGCAGCGGUUCUGGAAGUUCCUGGACCCGGUGCUGCGGCGCGCGCCGGCGGGGUCACGGCUACACGACAUGGCGCGGCUGGAGUACGUGGUGGUCAACACACUCCACCCGUCGGACUGGGAGGACGCUGAUAAGAAGCUUGCGUUUGGCACGGCUGUGUUUGAGGACGUUGCCUGUAAGAUCUAUGACAUGUAUGACUGGAAGCGUCAGUUCCAACACUACCUGAGCAACAUGAAGCUGCUACAUGUACCCCUGCAUGGAGAGGCACCACCUGUACCUGCACAGCCUACAGACUCAAAGUUGUCCGCCCAGGCUCCAACUCCAGGCAUCCCAGAGCUGGAUGUACCAGCGGGGCCCCCUGACGUCGACAUGCGGUACUACAACGAGCUGAUGAAUGCUGUACCACAGGAGAGUGUCAGCAUCCCUCUCCUCAUGCACUGUAUGCUGGAGCAGGUGAGUGCGACAGAAGAGGACCGUGAGCCGCCCAGCGAGCGCCCUGUUCCCCCCAGACAGGACGGCGUGGACCCUCGUCUGGCCUCACACAUGAGCGGAGCGGCCGUCAAACUCGCACUGUCAGCAGAGGAACAAAUGGCUCUGGACGGUGACCUGGACUUCGCAGCCAAACCUCCAGAAGACAAGACGGCGCAGCGCCCCCUGCUGCUGCAGCACGGGGACUGCGUGGCCCUGCGGACACACCACCUGAAGCCGGUGGACGGGUUCGACCCCCAGGGGGAGGAGCUGAGGAUGGUGGGGCUGCUCCCCGUGGCCAGGCUGUGUGAACUCCCCCCGCCCUCCACACGCAUCAGUAAGGAACGCGCCGCACGCCUGCAGGAACUACUGCACUUCUGUGCUACUGGUAACUUGAGUCUCUCAGAGAUUGACCGUGCCUUCAAACAGUUUGUGUUUGAGAGUAUGGUAGGCAGCACCACUGACCGGAGUGGGAAGGUCCUGGAGCCCCCUCUAGCAGACGAGGACGGUACUGAACCUGAGGUGGAACUGGAUGUGCCCUGGGAUGACCCAUUCCCCUUCUACCAGGAGCUGAAGAGGAGUGGACUCCUCAAGGCAAAGAAGAAACCACAGGAAGAAGAGAAAAGCAAGACAACAGAGGCUGAGCCUGACAAGCAGGGCACCCCUCAGCCAGGCACACCCCUGGAAGAGGAAGGGGGGCAGGAGGAGGGAGGGGGGUCGCAGGCUGGCAGCAGGCCCACCAGUGGCAGGUCCAGGUCCCGACCCACAUCUGCAAGACAGGGGUCUGCAGCCUCCAACAAGUCUGACAAGGAGGGACAAAAGCCAGAUGAAAACAAAGUACAAGAAGAGGAAGAAUCAAAAGAAGCUGAACAGAAGGCACAAGAAGAAGAAGAAGAGGACCAGACAGAUCAUGUGACAGUGAAUCUGAUAGAAGCCACACAGAAGCGUCAGCUGGACGACUGGUGCUUCGCAGAACACUUUGAACCCGAGGUUCUAAUCCAGGUUCUGGAUGAAGCCAAGUUCAAGUACUCCCACAUGGACAGUUACUACCACAAGAGAGACCACUCCAUGAUGAUGGUGUUCCACAACCCUCUGGGACCAGACCUGCACAACCACACAGCCUGGAACACUUACCUACACUCUGAUGUGGGAUUCAGGUUAGACAACCACACAGCCUGGAACACAUACCUACACUCUGAUGUCAGAUUCAGGUUAGACAACCACACAGCCUGGAACACAUACCCCCCAUUCGGAUGUAUUAAAGCCAUUCUAAGGAGAAAAUACAUGUUGGAAUGAAUUUUCAUGAUGGCUCUGCCUUCAUUUAUAGAAAAUAUGCAUUUGAAUCAAUUUUAGUCAUUUAAUCACAUUUUACAAUGCAGGAACUACCUGGAACAUGUGACAGAGAACAUCUCAGACUGGGUUCGCGUGGAGGAAGCGAAGUUCCAGGCGGAGUUACUGGCCAAGGAGCUGGCUCUGCAGAAGACUCCUGUCACAACUCCUGACACCUCACGACCCUCCAGCUCCAAGAGCCAGAGGAAGAGGUCCCAGUCACCCAAGAAGAAGUCCAGGUCCCCUUCAGGUAAGAGGUCAAAGCGGGGGUCUGCAAAGUCCCCAGAGAGACCAUCGUCUGCGGCGAGACCGCUACACGUUAGAGAGAACUCACUGAAGGCCUGGAAGGAAGAACAGGACAUCCUUAAAGCUGAGGAGGAGAGAAAGGCGAGAGAGAAGGAGGAGAAAAGGGCCAAGUCUGCCAGCAAGAAGGCUAGUCGAGAACGAGGCAGCUCAGCAGGCAGUGCCAAGAGCAAGAGCAGGGAGAAGACGUCUGACAAGAAGUCUCGAGAAGACAAGGAAGACAAGGAGAAGGCACAGGAGCAGGUGCCUGAGAUACAGGAACCUACAGAACCUGAAGUCAUCUUACCUUUUACAGGUUACGACGUCGGAAACGAGCUGAUCCAUGCAGCAGGAGAGUCGGUUACGUUGUUCCCGUGUGACGGUGGAAUCAUCAGGACUGAGAAAACUGCUUUUGUGCAAGAUGGCAUUGCUGUGAGGACGUCAGUGCUGAAGGAUGGCCACCUGUUUGUGAUCCACAUCCUGGACCCCAGGCAGAAGGAAGAUGCAGAGACUGCCGGGGAGGAAUCCGUCAAGGAAAAGGCAGAACUGGAGAAGUCUGAGAAAGAAGAAGGCACCCAGUCGCCUCGUGCUGCCUCCCCAGAUAAGAAGGAGGAGGUCCCUGCCCCCCUGUCCAGGUUCGGCUCCUUCACAGCUGUCCUGAACGACGGCAUGUGUCUGUCUCUCAGUAACCAUGGACCCAGCGGCAAACCCAAAAUGCCAGAUGAUUUGUCAGCGAAGGAGGUUGACAUCAUGACCAACAUCCCCCCAGCCUCUACCCCGACCCCUCCACCCCCCUCCCCCACCAGAGCCAAGUCCCCGCGGGCCAAGUCCCCCAAGGGCAAACCCAAGUCUCCCAAGGGGAAGAGGAAGGAGGCACAGGUCGAGGAGAAACCACCAGAACCGGAGGAGCCCCCAGCGGAGCCUGAGGAGCCUGAAGAAGCGCCCAUCCCCCCCUUCCAGCAGCUGUUUGUGUCCUGUCCAGAUGGACUCAACAUUCGCUACUUUCUGGAGAAGGACAUAGGCAUCAAGCCUGAGACGGUUGCGGAGAUAGGUCGCUCCAGGCUGCUGGUGCGUCAGACGUACCCGUUCAAGACGCGUGGGCUGCAGAAGGUGGAGGAACUGCGCAAGAAGCCGGCCAUGCAGGAGGUGUCGCGGUGUGUCAACAGUGACGGCACUGUGGUGAAGGUCUUACACAACGGCAGCACACAGGUUCUGUUUGCUGAUGGGACUAUCAGUGAGAACCCCGGGGCAGGGCCAAUCGGACCCUACGGCAGCAGGAGCAACUCCCCCUCCCGACCCCCCCAGUCCCCCACCCAGGAACCCCCUGAGGACGGCAAAGAGACACCAUCCAAGAUGAAGAAAGCUGCUAAGGGUGCGAGGAAGUCCAUCACCACGCUACAGGAGCCAGAGCCAGUUGUUGUAGCUCCGCCUGUGGACGAGAAAGCCAACCAGUGGGUCACCACCUCGCCCAGCGGGGAGCGGGUGGCCACGAAAGGCGACGGAACACCGUUUGACGUGAAGGCGGCUCUGUUGUGCCAGGCCAGCGAUCCGGAAUCUGGCGCUGUUGUGGUGACCCGCGAGGACAAGGUGAUCAGCGUCCACCGGCCUGACGCCAGCGUGGUGGUGGAGCACUGCGACGGAACCAGGAUCACCACGUUCUACAAGGACGUCAUCCGCGCUUUGUCCGUGGAUGAGAACGAAACUGGUGAGAGUCCCCGUAUGGAGACCGCCCGUGUGAAGCACAUUAAAGUGGAGUGUGUGGGUUACGCCACUCUACUGUUCAACAGUCUGGACGGGUCCUGUAUGACUGUGUUUGGAAAUGGCUCCAGCCUCAUGACAAACCUCAACGGGACUUACCAGCUGUACCACAAAGACGGCGGUCGGCUGGACAUGGACGCGGACGGGACCACGGUGUACGCGCCGCGGCCUGACAACGACCUGGGGCGCGGCGGGGAGGAAGAGUUGGCGCUGGGGUCGUACCUGAUGAGACACACCACGAUGUGCUGUGAGAUGGUGGACAUGCAGGGCAACGUGUUCCAGGUGGCUGUGGACGGCACCACUUCAGUGAUCCGUGCUGGGCCGUAUGGAGAGGAGGAAGGGGAGGAGGAAGAGGGAGAGGAAGGAGGUUUCCCCAAGAAGAAGAAACUGAUCCAGUAUGGAGAACACUGUCCCAGGUUCUUCAUCAUCCAUGCCAACGGCAGUGGAACAGAGCUGCUCAGGCCCAAGGACGUAGCCGAGUACCUGUCCAUGGCGGCCAGGGAUCCCACGUGUGCCCUGAUCCAGGAUCCCCUCCCAGAGUACCCCGGCGUCACUGGGAUCACAGUCCUCAAGCCUCACACCAGCGGCAUCAGCCAAUCGUGGCUCAAGAAACUGGACGAGGAAGUCAUCAUGCCCAAGGGGUUGAAGUCGCGCGACUUGAAGACCAUGUCAGUGUCCGCGGAGAAGACUCCAGGGCCAUCGUUUGGGACUAACGUGGGGAAGGGGUUGAGCGUGGGGUCUGUGAUGUCAUCGCCCAGGCCUGAACCAGUCUUACACUGUCCCGACACGCUGGAGAUCAGACAGCUGGUGCAGUACAAACCUGUGAGUGAUGACCUGCGGAAGCGUCUGCAGCUGGGUCUGAAGGCGUACGCGGAGCACGUGUUGGAGCGGGAGCUGAGCAGCGCUGCCCUGAUGGUGCAGGACCCGCGCACGGAGGAGGAGAAGAUCCAUGCUGCCGACCUCGCCUCACAGACGAUUUUUGGACAUGAAGCUGAACACCGUGAGAGUGCAGACAAGAAAGUCACUGUGAUGGAGGGUGAUGUUACUACUGCGUAUGAAAAGGCUGUAGAAGUGCCUCCUCCCUCACCUCCUCCCACACCCAGGAACAAACGUACACAGGACGACUGGGACAGAGACAGACGAGAGCUUGCAGAGGAGCAGGAAGGUAGGAACGCCCUGAAGAACAAAGACGUGCCGCCGUACUUUGAAAGUGAGAUGGGGAAACACUUCCUCAUGAGCCAGGCUCCCGACAUGGACGCCCUGACCAGGGAGUUGGCACAUGACCCCCGGCGUGACGGGUCACAGGUCAUCCGCAGUAACCCCGACAGCCCCAUCAGUGUGGGGGAGAGUCCUCAGGGGUCCAGCGGUCAUCUAGUCAGGGUGCAAGAGACAUUUUCCACCACCCCUCCUGGAGAGAACACACCUGUCACCACCGAGGACUCACCAUCGCUUGGUUUGAGAGUCACCUCAACUACCCCCAAUCUCCGGCCUACAAACCCCACCCCAGCUCAUGCCAGUGGCACAGGGACCCCCACCCCCCUCAGGCCGAAAAACCCCACCCCACAUGCAGCUGGUGUUUCCAUCCCUGCCAGACCAGGGAACCCCACCCCCACCCAGGACUCCAACUCCCAGGGCAGUGUGCCGUCAGAGACCCCCUCUGCCUCCCUCUCUCUCCGCCCCACCACCAUACCUGAACACCCGGAGCUGGCAGCAGGUGGGAAAGAGAAUCUAGAGAAUUCUGGUCAGUUCACCUUGCGGUCCAACCAGCUGGCGUCGGCUGACGGUGAGCUGGUCACAACACGCAGUCUUCUGCUGGACGUUAACAACCAGCCGCGUAAGGACACCGUCCGCCUGCCUCGCGCCCUGGACGGCGGAAAACCCGGGUCCUUACCUAAUGAAAAGUUUUCUAUAGUUGAGGAGCCUGUACGUAGGAAGGUCCAGACAUCGUCAGUAGCAGGAGCCACAUCCAAGGGUGUGAGGCAGAUGGGAGCGUUGAGAGGGCUCAUGGCUGUGCCUGAGGAUGUAGACUUCGGUGUGCUGCGGGAGGGGAACACCUAUGUGUACACGGUGCAGCUGAAGAAUGUGGGCGUAGACAGCUGCAGGUUCAAGGUCAAACAGCCUCCGCCCUCCACGGGGCUCCGUGUGCUGUACAACCCUGGUCCUAUUGCGGCUGGCAUGAAGGCUGACCUGAGCCUGGAAAUCUACGCCAUCGCUGUGGGAGCGGAGGGGGAGAAGGGAGUCGGGCAGAUCGCCCAUCACAUCGAAAUCACCACGGAGACAGACCUCAUGUACCUUCCCGUCACUGCAACUAUCCUAACCGCCGCGGAGCAUGAUAACCGCAGUCUGGGGAGCCCGCGGGGAGGGAAGAAUCCCGCAGCGAAACUCAUCUCCACAAAACCCCCGUCCGGACAGGGCAUCCUGCGGCCGCGACGGGACAUUCUGAUUGAAGGACUUCCUUCCAUGGGCUGAGCACUCAGAGAGAAGCAUGAUGACAUCCAAUUCUCUAUGCAACAUUUGAAUUCUCAUUUGGUGGUCUUUGUAGAUAAUUCCUGACCUUGUACUUUUAGUAUUUGGUGUUGAAGAUAUGGAGUGUAUAUAUUGAACAAUGGAAAAAAUUAUCACAUUCAAGUAUCUUGAAAACUAGCUGCCUUGUGAUAUGGUGUUUGGAUGAAAUUGAGAUGCUUUAUACUGUGUAUUAUAUAUUUGUAUUCACAUCUUGAAUAGUUGCC
Branchiostoma belcheri (Belcher's lancelet) is the source of this 7569-nucleotide messenger RNA. RefSeq names its product sperm-associated antigen 17-like. Gene Ontology annotation, biological process: epithelial cilium movement involved in extracellular fluid movement; axonemal central apparatus assembly. Gene Ontology annotation, cellular component: axonemal central apparatus. NCBI's taxonomy places the organism in Eukaryota, Metazoa, Chordata, Leptocardii, Amphioxiformes, Branchiostomatidae. The record is from RefSeq and is a predicted model, not a curated record.